CAAUCUUCUCGCGAUUUUACGCGGAUCGAGGUGUGUCGUAAGUGACGGGCGCGUGUGCGUCUGUGUGCAUGCAGUGAGCUCGAGUUCGCUGGGUAGUGUCCCCGUUGGAGUGGCUUUUCAUCUGCCUCGGAGGGACAUGAACUCCCGAAUAAAGGAGGAUGUUAGCCGACUGUUUGAGUUUUGGUGCGAGAUUGCUCCCGGCAAGCCAGAUGACUCCGCGCCGGGCUACAUCGUGGAAAGCUUCCCGGAGUCGUUCAAGGAUGCGAAGGUUACAGCCGACAUUCCUGCGUUCGCCUUUCCGUGCGCCUUCGAGAGUCGAACCAUUCAGGUGCACUCGUUCGUGCUGACCAACAUCGAUUCGAAAUGGCGCUUCGGAUUCUGCCGGCACGAUCCGAAAUCGCCCACCGCGAUGGUGAUCAUCACGUACCUGCCAUGGCACGACACGUUUAUGCGCUUCCUCAACGUGCUGGCCGACAUCAAGAAGAACCGCCCGGACGAGUUCGGCGCCUUUCUGGCCGAAUCGUACGGCAAGGGCGUCCCGGAGCCGGGCGCCUGCCUGAAGCUGCACUACGAUCGGCCCGCACAGACGUUCAGCUUCCAAAGACCUCAACAGUUUCAGCUUCCCAGUAUUCCGGAAAACCAUAACCUCAACCAGUACUACAACUUUGUGGAACCGAAGUUUAUGAUCGGCAUCUUCGCUGCGAUGCUGGCAGAGCGGCGCAUCAUCUUCGUGAGCCGGCGGCUAGACAUCCUGUCGUCGUGCGUGCAGGCCGCGAACGCUUUCCUGUACCCGAUGGUGUGGCAGCACAUCUUUAUCCCGGUGCUGCCGAUGCAGAUGGUGGACAUCCUGGGCGCACCGAUGCCAUUUCUGAUCGGCGUCCCGGAGGCGGUGUACGAGACGCUGCGCCGCGAGGAGAUCGGUGACGUGGUCAUACUGAACUGUGAUAAACGAACGCUGGAGACACCGUUCGACGAUGUGAAAAGCAUGCCCCAGGAGCUGGUUGCCUCGCUCAAGAAGCAGCUCUCCAACCCGGCCGAUCAUCGGGGCGAUCGGGUUUCAAAGAUAUUUCUAGGUAUUCUAGUGCAAUUAAUCGGUGGCUAUCGGGACGCGGUCAAGUUUAACGGUAAAAUUACCUUCGACCCGGAAACGUUCAUCGAGUCCCGGCCCUCACAUUUACGGCCGUUCCUCUCGAACAUGCUGCAACUUCAGAUCUUUCAGCAGUUCAUCGAAGAGCGGCUUGACAUGCUAAACACCGGGCUGGGGUUUUCGGACGAGUUCGAAGUCGAGUACUUCCGGUACGCGGAAAAGUCGGGCCGAAAGGUGAAACAGUACAAGGACUUGCUGAAGAACUUCAAGGACAAGACUAAUCCGGCUGUACGCUCGGCGGUCAAAUCGGUCAAGGAAGGUGGCAAAGGAGUCAAGACGGCGUACAAAGGGUUGCGGUCCAAGUUUCGUGAAACGACUCCACCGAAAACGAAGCUGGACAGUAGCAGCAGUUUGCAUCUGCACCACCAGUACGACGUCGGUUCCGGCCACCCUCAGUCAGCACCGAACUCGCCCGUAUUCCCGAAGCGGCCACAAACCAUUGCCCUUCCGGACGAUGUCUAUCACACGCAUCAUCCGCACCAGACGCUCACACCAUCCUCAACCUCACUGUACAACUCACCGCACAUCCUGAUGGGCAGCAGUGGCCACCAUCGUGCGGGUAACAGUAGCAGUAGCUCGGGCUACCACACGGUCACCGGUAGUCACGGUGGUGGUGCUGCUGGCGGCACCAGCUACGCUGCGAACAACAACCUCAGCAACGGAGGCGGCAACCACAGUGCCGCCAGUACGGUCAACAACAACACCACGGCAACGAUGGUGAGCAGCAGCGCUAGCGAUAUCCGUAGCCCGACCCUCAGCCCGACCAGUUCGAACUCGUCGUCGGAGAUGAACCUGUGGCAGGAAAUGCAACACCACUUGACACUGUUUAAAUCGCCGGCCGUCAAUCGGAGUCUCAAGCCAUCGAGUGCAGGCUGCGGUGGUGACAACAGCAGCCGGCCGUCGUCCCGUGCAGGAGCACCGGUCAGUCCGCCGGGCGCCAAUCACACGACACUGCCACGAAUACAGGAAUCGAUCGCCCUUCGAUCGCACCAGCCUCUGCUGAGCUUAAGUCUGCAUGAUCGCGGCCGCGGUGCUGCCGGUGGUGGUGAAUGGUCCAAUGGUCGCAACAAUAAUGGCAGCAGCGAGUACAACGAUGACGAGCAGGCCAACUUUGACCUCUCGCCGGACGCUCCGUGUCCGCCGAUUCCGCCACGGCGGUUCCAGUCGGCGGCCGAUGCGCUGGCCGCGAUUCAAAUUUCACCUCCGCCCAUGUCGCCCCCCUCGACAUCCAGUUCCAGCUCGUCACCUUAUCGUACCUACAACAACUUCAUACCUUCCCUACCAAAGCCAAAGCCGGUGGCCGGGGCCGGCGCAACGGCGUCAUCGUCGCUGGCCGACCAAUCGCCCUCGCUGCCGUCCCCACCGCCCCCUCCGCCGCUGAAGGCGGCCGGAACGGGAAAACGAAACGAACUGUUACCGCUGCUACUCGGCGAUGAGGACGAGGAGCAGCUGAUUACGAUUACGACGACCACGCAGCCGGGCCUCAUCACGACCUCCACCACCACCAGCAUGUCCAUGACUUUCGAUCACUCACCGCACAAACAGCUGCUGCAUAACGCCGGUCCGCUGUCAAACAGCAACGGCAGCAACCACAUACUGCCACUGCAGCCCGCAACAACCGCUCAGCCACCGACGGGGCCAACGGUGGGCCACGCGAAGCCCCCGUUGCUGCAUGCCUAUACCUUGCCACACCCACCGAAGGUGCAAGCGCCGCAGCCACCGCAACGGCCACCGCUUGCCCCGAAGCCCACCUUCCGCAAAGAGUCUCUAAACGGUGACAUACCGGAUUUCGUUUCAUCCACGGGGUCAAACACCGAACACAACACCACAACACCCCCACUGGGCGAAGAUUCCCUCGACCUAAUCACGCUCGACACCACCAACUCCAGCUUCGAGCUGGAGGACUUCGAUCCGCUCAACGAACGCGCCAAACCGAUUGCCGCCGUGCAUGCAAGUCCGCAAUCUGGUUCCGCACUAACCACCUCCAGCUACCACCAUCAUCCCGCUGGCUUGGCUCCAAACGCGCCCGGUGUCACCGUGCCGAUCGCAUCGUUCCCCUCGGCCAGUCUCGGCGUUAAUAAUCCCGUCUAUCCUUAUUUCACACCGUUGUACCAACAAAACGUGUCCCCAUCGCACCAUCACCAACGCCAACCACCACUACCUUCUUAUCAACUGGGUGCACAAGGGCCGGGAAGCACCUCACGGCCGACCAGCGCCCAGGGUGCUGGUGUUGGUCCCAGUGCCACACCUGCCAGCAGUAGCACUUCGGAUGACUUCGAACUGCUGCGAAACUAUGGUCUAGAUAAGUUCGCACUGCUGGACGCCGGCGGCAUGAAGCCGGCAAUGCACAUGAACGGUGGAAGUGGGUCACAAGCGCACUCCGCCAAGACGGUCGACAUUCUGCUCGGUAGCGUACAGGGAACGAAUGGCCGGAGCAGUUUCGGAAGUGCCAGUGGUAGCAUCAUCGGCAACAAACACACGAUGGCCAGUAAUGGAGUCAUGGGUGAGACGACUCCCAGGCAGUCAGGAUACAACGGACAAUCGAAGCCAGCAUUUAGCCACUGGACAACGUUCGAUUGAUCAGCAGCCGCGGAAACAGCACAGAAAUGGCCAGAGGCCUGCACUAGUCACUGGACGGGAUCACAUGCGCCGCCGUUCGAUACCGUUCGGUGCAUUUAAAAAGGUUAAAUCUCGAGUCGACAACUGGGGAAUCAACAGCACAGAGGGGAAUUUUAGGGAUAGCCAACGGUUUCGAUAGCGUUCGUGGUGGUUGUUCAAUGCCGAUGCUAAAACGGUACCGACGAAUUGUUAAACAAGACACACAUUAAAGAUAGAAGAUCCUAUAAAGCUGAAAAAAUCCAUGCUCAUUGGCCAUAUUAUAUUUAAAUCGAAGGACGAAAGUCACCUUUGGCAGAACGCGGAGCUAAAGUAUUAGUCACUUAUCUGGAACAUGGGUGUGGCUUGGUUUGGCAAUCUUAUUUUUUGGCAAAUAAAAACCUACAGACGAACACCACGACGCCUCGGUGGCCGAUGAUGGUACGGAGCACAAUCGUAUAACGAUGGUGAAUCAAUGUGAAAAGGAGCACCGUAGAGGAUAGAGUUGGUUCAGUUGUGUGCUGGUAUCAGAUAGGGAUUUUCAAACAGCCAAGUCAAUAGAGGCACAAAGUUAUGCGAUGAGCAUAAGCCAAUAUCAGGAUGAUGGCUGCGGUGCAAUUGAGUCAGACAGGAAUGUGUACAGUCAGUUUGGUGGGCAGAAUUGCCAUAAAUAUUAAUAAAGGAAUGGUGACGCCGGUAGUCUCUUUUGUGAAAACAAACUCUUUUUUAAAUUAAACGACAGUCCCCAGAUCGCCUGGAUCGUUCUCGGGUGAAAGCAGCACAUACACCAAAAGACUUGCAAAGAGACAGAGAAUUAUAUAAGCAUAUUUUAAGGCGAAUAGUUACGGAAAAGUAAUAGCUUUCAGUAGAUAAUGGAACCGUUGCCCGUCGUUUACGGAAUAAUAUUUUAAAAUUCAUUUUAACUCCAAUCUCACAAUCGCUCCCUGCGCGCGUUAAACUUUCUUCAUUCGAUCGUUCGCAUCGUGUUUGGGAUUAGGAGACUCCCGUCUCUCUCUCUCUCUCUCCCUCUCUUUUAAGCAGAAUUAGAAGAAAAAAACCUCGAUUUUAGUGUAUACUCAAGCAAAACAAGAGGUGCUUAAUGGCCACAACACGCACCCCAGUCGACCAAUCGCGCUAUGAUAGAUAAACCAAAUAUUCAUCUAUAAAAAGACCGUGUAGAGCGAUCACGCGAAACUAGGCUACAAGUGGAGUCUUGUUGCAGUGAUAACUCCGUAAGAUAAACUAAUCAAUCUGUAGUAACCCGAACUUCAGUUC
Molecule: messenger RNA, 5017 nt
Organism: Anopheles bellator
Lineage: Eukaryota; Metazoa; Arthropoda; Insecta; Diptera; Culicidae
Exons: 10
Coding region: 137-3727 (1196 amino acids)
Biological process (GO): endocytosis; endocytic recycling
Cellular component (GO): cytosol; intracellular membrane-bounded organelle
Molecular function (GO): phosphatidylinositol phosphate binding; guanyl-nucleotide exchange factor activity
Source: RefSeq, a predicted model, not a curated record